Lactuca virosa is the source of this 783-nucleotide messenger RNA. NCBI's taxonomy places the organism in Eukaryota, Viridiplantae, Streptophyta, Magnoliopsida, Asterales, Asteraceae. The record is from the annotation of a GenBank genome assembly.
AUGUUCGAGAAAUUAAUUAGUGAGCAUGAAGAACGUAGUCUUAUUGGUUCUCAAAAGUCCGAUGAAAUGGAUUUCAUUGAUGUAUUAUUGUCACUAAAGCACCAAUAUUCAAACACCCAUGAGGAGUUGUCCUAUACAAUUGAUAGGUCUAGCAUGAAGGCCAUUUUACUAGAUAUGGUAGCAGGCGCCAUUGACACUGCAAAAACAUCCAUUGAAUGGAUUUUAGCUACACUUAUCAAACACCCGAGAGUGAUGAAGGAACUCCAAAAAGAGUUGAAGACUGUGAUUGGAGAUACACAAGUGGUUGAAGAAACAGAUUUGACAAAGUUAAGUUACUUGCACAUGGUAGUUAAGGAGACUUUUCGGCUUUAUCCCGUUGCUCCAUUUAUGAUUCCUCAUGAAUCAAUGGAGGAUAUUGUUAUUAAUGGCUACAAUAUUCCUAAGAAGACACGAGUUCUUAUAAACUAUUGGGCAUUUGGACGUGACCCAAAAGUUUGGUCUGAAAACUGGGAGGAAUUUCUUCCAGAAAGAUUUCUUAAGAGAGAUAUUGAUUUCCGUGGACCUGAUUGUCAGCUUAUACAAUUUGGCAUAGGAAGAAGAGGAUGUCCAGGAAUGAAUUUGGGGUUGCUGAACAUUGGCUUGGUGAUUUCCAACAUAAUACAUUGUUUUGAUUGGGAGCUACCAAACGGCAUGUCACCAAGUGACAUGGAUAUGAAAGAAAAGUUUGGAUUAACCAUCCCUAGGGCUGAGCCUUUAUUAGCCAUUCCAACAUACCGUACCUGA